UAAAGUAUUUUAACCAGAAAAUUAUAAUAAUUUUAAUUGUCGGGUAAAAAUUACGGACUAGAUUUUGAGGAAAUUUUGCUCGGGUCAAAUCCUUUGCCGCGCCGCCUCAAGUAGCCGAAAUUUUUCCCGAUCUCCCUCCACCAGUGCCAUAGUUUUUUGUUUUUUUGACGAGUAAUCGGCGAAGAAAGCCGCUUCUUUCUCCAAAUUUUCUGUGGUGAGGGUUACAGCGCCGCCCACUAUGUUCGAUGAUACGCCGUCUUCUUUUUCACUUCCGCCGCAUCUCCACUCUCCCAAUAACGCAGGACAACCCCAAAUCGUCAAUCGUUUUCCAAUGCAACAAAUCAAUCCUACAACUCACCAAACUCGGCCGACUCGCCGAGGCGCGACACGUCUUCGACUCAAUGUCUCACCGGGAUUCAGUCUCGUGGAACUCGAUGAUCGCUGGGUAUGCGCAGAAUGGACUUCUACACGUAGCGCAAGUGCUUUUCGAUGCGUUUGGAGGGAAGAAUGUGAGAACGUGGACGAUUUUGCUGACGGGGUAUGCGAGACAUGGGCUUAUACGCGAAGCUGGGAUGAUUUUUGAAUCGAUGCCGGAGCGGAAUAUUGUUUCUUGGAAUGCAAUGAUCAGUGGGUAUGUGCGAACUGGUGAUUUGAGGACUGCGCGGAAGCUGUUCGACGAAAUGCCCGAAAGAAAUGUUGUGUCGUGGAAUCAGAUUAUUACUGGGUAUUGUCACUCCGGAAUGGUUAUUGAGGCUCGCGAGCUUUUUGAUCGGAUGGAGGAGCGGAAUUCUGUAUCGUGGAUGGUUAUGAUAUCUGGGUAUGUAGAGAUUGGUGAGUAUCGGGAAGCGUGGCAUCUGUUUUCUAGGAUGUCGAGGAGUGGGGCGAGGCCUGAUCAAGCAAUAUUUGUGGUUGCUUUCUCAACAGUUACUUGGUUGGAUAAUUUGGAGUUGCUCGAGAGUUUGAGAACAAUGGCUGUAAAGACUGGAUAUGAGAGUGACGUUCUUGUGGGGACAGCGACUCUUAACGCUUAUACAAUGAAUGGAUGUUUAGAGCCUGCAUAUCGGUUCUUUGAGACAAUGCCGGAGAAGAAUGAAUAUUCGUGGACGACAAUGAUCUCAGCUUUCUCUCAGUGUGACAGACUAAAUGACGCUAUUGCAUUGUAUGAGAGAACAUCUGAGAAAAGUGUUGCUGUUCAAACAGUGAUUAUCACUGCCUUUGCACAGAAGGGAAGGAUUCAAGAGGCCAGAAAUAAGUUUGAGGAGAUUGUGAAUCCAAAUGUGGUUGCUUGGAAUGCUAUGGUUGCUGCAUAUGCGCACAAUGGUAUGCUUGAUGAAGCGAAGGAUACUUUUUUGAGAAUGCCUGUGCGAAAUGCCGUUUCCUGGGCCGCAAUGAUUGCGGGGCUUGCACAAAAUGGACAAAGCAUCGACGCUUUGGAGUUGUUUGCAGAACUCCACAGAUCAGGUACUGUACCAAAUCAUUCAAGCUUCACUAGUGCUCUCUUUGCUUGUUCAAAUAUUGGAUUUGUAAAGGUUGGCAGGCAGAUUCACUCCCUCUCGAUCAAAAUGAGGUGCCAGUUUAAUUUAUUUGUGGGGAAUGGAUUGAUCUCAAUGUAUGCAAAAUGUAAGGGCAUAAAUGAUGCUCCUCUGUUAUUUAACACGAUGAAAAAUAAAGAUACUGUAUCUUGGAACUGUCUCAUCAGCGGGUUUGUGGAGAACUGCAUGUUGGAUGAAGCACGGAAGAUUUUUGAAGGGAUGCCAGAACGUGAUGUUGUGUCUUGGACUACCAUUAUAUCAGGUUAUGAGCAAACGGGCCAUGAGGACGUUGCAUUCAUGUUGUUCCAUGACAUGCUUACUGUGGGGACGAAGCCAAACGAAUCAACCAUUUCCUCCCUUCUCUCUGCCUGUGCAUCCCUCUGUACUACCAAGCUUGGGGAACAGAUUCAUGCAUUGACAUACAAACUUGGGCUAAAUUCUUGUCUGUUUGUGUGUAAUGCUCUCAUAACAAUGUAUUUCAAGUGUGGCAGUCUAGAAGGCCUUUCAGUUUUCAAAGAGAUGAGCAGUCGAGACACGGUUACUUGGAAUGCAGUGUUAGUUGGUUGCGCACAGAAUGGACUGGGGAAGGAUGCCAUUGCGAUUUUCAAACAGAUGGAAGCUGCAGGAGUUUUGCCCAAUGAAAUUACUUUCAUUGGUGUUCUGAGUGCCUGUAGCCAUACUGGAUUAGUAGAUGAAGGCUGGAAGUAUUUUAGUUUCAUGAAUGAUCAUGGAAUUACCCCAUCAGUUAAGCACUAUACAUGCUUGGUUGAACUCCUUGGCCGGGCUGGAAAGCUUUCGGAUGCCGAAGCUCUCAUCGAAAACAUGCCGGUAAAUCAGGAUUGUGUUAUUUGGGAGGCACUCCUUGGCGCUUGUAGGAUCCAUGGUAAUUUAGAACUUGCUAAAAAAGUUGCAGGAAGGCUACUUAACAUGGGAACUGGCAGACCUGGAACCUAUGUUAUAUUAUCUAAUGUCUACGCGUGCAAAGGCCAGUGGGAGAAGGUUGCAGAAGUCAGAAAAACGAUGAUAAACAAGGGGGUCACAAAAGAACCAGGAAUUAGUUGGAUUCAGAUUAAGGGCAGGGUACACUUUUUUCUUACCAAGGACGAUUCUCACGAUGAAAUCGGAGAGAUUCAUUCGUGCUUGAAGGCGUUGUUAAAACGUCUUACCACGGCUGGUUAUGUGCCAGAUACAAAUUUUGUGCUUCAUGAUGUGGGAGACGAACAAAAACAAGAUGAGCUUCUAUAUCAUGGUGAGAAGCUUGCUGUUGCUUAUGGGAUCUUGUGCACGCCAAAUGCGAUGCCGAUUAGAAUCAUGAAGAAUCUUCGGAUUUGUGGAGACUGUCAUUCCUUCAUGAAAUUUGUCUCUCAAGUCACACAACGAAAGAUCAUCAUAAGAGAUGGGAAUAGGUUCCACCAUUUUCGUGAUGGUUUAUGUAACUGCGGGGAUUACUGGUAAGUUGGAUGUACAGAAGAUGGAAAUCCAAAUUUAACUAGUGCCUUCAAACUCAUUCUUUUAUACCAUUCUUGUAUUUAACGGGGGUUUCGACAACGAGUUGAUUGACAGAUAAAUGGAAGUUUCAACUCUGAGGAACAACCCUUUGCUAUAUUCUAAUGCAUCAUGAAUGUCAAAAAGCAUACCUAUGGUGAAGUUUUUGAGAUACGGACUGAGGA
Messenger RNA from Momordica charantia (bitter melon), 3202 nucleotides. The record is from RefSeq and is a predicted model, not a curated record. Lineage: Eukaryota; Viridiplantae; Streptophyta; Magnoliopsida; Cucurbitales; Cucurbitaceae.